Plutella xylostella (diamondback moth) is the source of this 3524-nucleotide messenger RNA. It is a transcript of the gene Sap-r, whose product is annotated as prosaposin. The record is from RefSeq and is a predicted model, not a curated record. Gene Ontology annotation, biological process: sphingolipid metabolic process. Gene Ontology annotation, cellular component: lysosome. NCBI's taxonomy places the organism in Eukaryota, Metazoa, Arthropoda, Insecta, Lepidoptera, Plutellidae.
UGUUUAUCAUUUGUAUUGUGAUGAUACGCAAUUCAAACAAAGUGAAAAUUAUUUAGUAUUUUUUCAGUCUUCAACUCGUGGACAUCUAAAUCAAUCGAAAUAAAGUCGCGGUUUUUAAAAUGACAAACACGUUAGCUGUUUGUCUCCUUGGAGCACUCCUUUGUUGCUCUGAUUUGUCGUUGGCUCGACAAAUACCGAAAGAAUGCAGCAAGGGCCCCGAGUACUGGUGUCAGUCCUUGAGGUCGGCGGCGGAUUGCGGCGCCGUGGGGCACUGUGUGGACGCGGUGUGGCAGCGGCAGGCCGUGCCCGUGCGCCGCGGCCCCGUGUCCGACAAGUUCGUCAAGCUGUUCAACGAGCUCAAGGAUGUUAAGGAUCUCAUUAAUGAGGACUACCUAUCCACCCGAGUGAGCUCGGCCUGCCAGGACGCUUCCAUCGGCGCUGCCUCCAAGAUCUGCAAGGAGAACACGGCCCAGCUCGCGACGUACCUCAGCCACGUGCUGUCUUCAGACGUGCGGGCCGAGACCAUGUGUGUCAUCGUCGGCAUGUGCAACAACGAGAAACUGGAUAACUUGGUUGAAUUGAACAAAAAGAAAAUUGGCCAGUCCACUGACCACAAGGAACACAAACAAGUGCUGCUCGGCGCUGAAAAAUGCACCUGGGGACCGUCCUACUGGUGCUCCAACAUCAGCACGGGCCACGAGUGCAAGGCGACCCGGCACUGCAUAGAUCGCGUGUGGUCCAAGAUGGAGGUGAAGAACGACACGGACUCCAUCUGCAAGAUCUGCACCGACAUGGUCACGCAGGCCCGCGACCAGCUUGAGAGCAACGAGACCCAGGAAGAACUAAAGCAAGUGUUCGAAGGCUCCUGCAUGCUGAUCCCUCUCAAGCUGGUGCGCAAGGAGUGCAUGAAGUUAGCAGACCAGUUCGUGCCCGACCUGGUGGAGACCCUGGCGUCGCAGAUGAACCCGCAGACCGUGUGCUCGGUGGCGGGGUUGUGUAACAAUGCGGAGAUCGAUAAGAUGCUCGUCGGAUAUAACGAGGUGUUGAAGCAGCGUACCGAGUGCCAUGGCUGCCAGCGCACCGUCGCCGGCAUGCGCAAGCGCUUCGACGAGACCAGCUACGAGACCUUCCUGUACAACAUGCUGCAGGCGUGCCGCAAGGCCGGCUCCCUCUCCGACGCCUGCUCGAUGCUGGUGUUCAAGUACUACGAGAACAUCGUGGCGACGCUCAAGAGCGACUUGCAGCCGGCCGGAGUGUGCCACGUGAGCGGGCAGUGCGCCUACAAGUACCAUCAACACGAUGAAUACGUGUUCCCGAAUGAUCUGGCCAGCGAUGUGGAGGUUAACGACGACGUCCCCUGCGAGUUCUGCGAGCAGCUGGUGCUGCACCUGCGCGACGUGCUGGUCGCCAACACCACCGAGAUCGAGUUCUUCAAGGUGCUCAAAGGUCUCUGCAAACAGACCGGCAACUUCAAGACGGAAUGCCUAAGCCUCGUGGACCAGUACUACCCGGUGAUCUACAACUACCUCGUGUCGGACUUAAAGCCAAAAGAGAUUUGCGCGCUGAUGUCCGUGUGCCCCAACGGGAACACUGAGCCUAUUGCCCCGUUGGUGGACAGAGAGUUGACGGUCAAGGCUAUAACUCCCAGGAAACAGCUGAUUGGUACAGACGAAGCUAAUAGCUACAAGAUGGACAAGCAAGAGAGCGUGGUGGUUCUAGGCUCGGAGCCCGCGCCCGCGCUGCCCAUAGAGCGUAUGUUCGUGAGUCUGCCACAGAGCAAGGCCGCCUGCUCCUUCUGCCAGUACUUCCUGCACUACCUGCAAGUGGAGCUGAGCGACACCAACACUGAGGACCGCAUCAAGGACGUGGUGGACAAGGCAUGCCUGCGCCUGCCCGAGACUGUCAAGGACGAGUGCCAGCAGUUCGUUACUGAAUACGGACCGGCAGUCAUCGCCCUGCUUGUACAGGAAAUUGACCCCGCCAGUGUAUGCCCCGGACUCGGCAUCUGCCCCAUGACGCAAGAGGUGAAGAAAGUGGACAUCAACUCCGGCAAGUCCAACUGUCCGCUGUGCCUGUUCGCAGUGGAGCAACUCGAGGCCAUGCUGAAGAACAACCGCACUGAGACAAACAUCCGUACGGCCCUUGACCAGCUCUGCAACCACCUCUCCACCAAACUCAAGACCCAGUGCGUAGACUUCGUCGACCAGUACACGGACCAGUUGGUCAACAUGUUGAUCUCCGAUAUGGACGCGCAACAGAUCUGCGUCUACCUCAAACUGUGCACGGAUAAUGUGGCCGACCCGCUCAAGCUGAAGGGAGAUACGAAGCCGGAACCGAAAUUGAGCGCUAUUGAUAAAUUCUUCGAGAGGCCCGAGAUGCAAAAGGACUUGAACCAUUUCAACAAGAGGAAGCAAGCCAAGGAAGCGGAGGCGAAGCACGUUGGCGGUGAUAUUGAGACGAACGAAAUCGGCGACCACACGGUGAACGGGCGGCCGCUGGCGCCGCGCUCCGCCAAGGGAAUCUGCGUCAUCUGCGAGUUCGUGCUCAAGGAGAUCGACGAGCAGAUCAAGGACAAACACAAUGAUGACGAGAUCAAGAAGGUAGUCCUCGGCGUCUGCAAGCACAUGCCCAAGACGGUGAAGCCGGACUGCGACAUGUUCGUGGAGAAGUACGCCGACCUGGUGAUCAGUCUGUUAGCCCAGGACCUGGACCCCGACACCGUGUGCCAGGAGCUCAAGCUGUGCAGGAAGCCCGCUGGGGUGGCCGUGGAGAAGGCUAAACUGGAGAUCCUGGACUGCGCGAUCUGUGAGACAGUCGUCAUGGCGGUGCACAAGGUGCUGGCCAACGAGAAGGUGGACCGCGACGUGGUGCAUGUUGUGGAGAAGAGCUGUGCUCUUCUGCCCGCCAAGUACAAUGACCGGUGCCACCUGCUGCUGGAGAUCUACGGCGACAGCAUCAUCCACCUGAUCGAGGAUUUCGGCACGAAGGGCGUCUGCCAGAAGAUCGGGCUGUGCGCCGCGCGCGCCGGCACCUACGUCGACCUGAUGAGGGGCGGCCGUUGAUUCUACAAUCAACAUCCUCAAAAUAAGAUUGUAGCUGUAAUUGGAAUCUCCUUUACUUAAGCCAUGAUUUUUACCAAAUCUUAGGUAGUUUUAAGCUUUUAUGUGUUAACAAUCAAAUAUUGUGACUAUUCCUUAUCGCGUCGGAGGAAGGGCGAGAUUGGAGAUUACUUUUUGCUUUUAUGUCAUUCCAAAAUGGAGAUUUUUUAAUAAUUUUUAGGAAAGUGUAAAGUGUACUUAUAGAUGUAAAGAAUAGUCAUAGCAUUGAUGCGUCCUUAGUUUCUGGCUAUCGUAUAUUUAGAAGUACGUAAAAGAUUUUAUGUAAUCUCUUAAAUAUGUAUUCUAUAUCCAGUUAUUGUGUCGCUAUUCCUUUCUGCAACGAAGCAAUAUCUUCUAGUACGUCAGCCUGUGAUAAUGUUAUCAUUCAUUUUGUAAACAGUUUGUAUACUUAAUAAAUAAAUUGGG